AUGAAAGCUGACUGGAAGGAUAUUUAUGACAAGAAGAAGAAAAAAGAUGUGCUAGCUUAUCAGUCCUCUACAUUGCAUGCUGGAACCAAGCCAUUGACCUUCACAUUUGUUCCGUCCAUUGGACAACUUCCAACUCAUUUUGAAGUUGUAGAUGUCUCCAAGUUCCUUGUAAGACUCCCUGAGGACCCAAAGGAUUUGAGCUGUCAAGAAACUACGCAUAAGUCAAACACAGCUGCUGAAGAACCGGCCUUGAAGAGUAGAGCCAGGCAAGACAGUGCCCACAGCGUUCUCCAGCCCCCAAGCGGCAACUCAAACAAAGCAGAAAUGCAGGAGAAUGAUCUCUUUAAGGCCGAGUUUAUCCUGAUUACAGACUCUGGAGAGGAAGAUGAAGUAUCUGCUGCCUCACACAGUGCUCAGCAGGCUCCCAAUGGCUACGGGCCCGUCAGUGCUCGACUGCUGGCUCCGUCCCACGUGUCUGCUGGUGGCGAGGCCAGAAGAACUCCUGGGGAUCUACACGGGUCAAGUGCUUCCCACAGCACUGGCCAGCACCACAAACAGCAGUUAGUUUCUACUCUUUCUACCUCUGAUCAUCUUUCCUCUAAAACGCCUGCUCUCCACUUAAUUUCUCCAACUAAUCCGAAAGUAGUGUGUGGUGACACGGUUAACCUGAAUGAAGCCUCUUCACUGGAAGACUCCCAUARGAGCUGGCAGUCACCAACCGAGUCUUCUAAACAAGAUUCAUCUCUCUACUUUCAGUCUGCUUUCCGUAGCCCACCUCCUUCCAUGUCUAAUAUAUCCACUUCUGCAUUAAACAGUUGUUACUCCAGUUCUCAGUUAUAUAAUAACCUACAAACACCAAGUCUCUCUACCUCUGCCUGUAUUUAUGAAACAAGGGAAUUCACCAAGUCCUCAGUYCCAUUAAAAAGUCCAAGUCCCUCCUCAGGUCUUCCAUAUUCAGCUGAAAUUCAAGCAUCGUCUGCUCAGCCUUUAUCUCCCAGAUCUUCCAAAAGAUUGAAUGCUUUGAGUCCCAUCCCUGUACACAUAAUAACACAUUCAUUAUCCCCUAGCCCUAAACCUUUGUCCCCACCCUCUCUUUAUGGUUCCACUUCAACCAUAGCUAGUGUGAGCGAAUCGUGCACACAAAUGUCAUCUAGAGGAAAUCCAGUAAAAUCAGGAGUUAAACCCCCUCUGCCAACCAGGCUGACUCUCUUAACAGCUAUUUUGAGGUCGGGCUCUUCUCAGCAAAGACCACUCUCCCCUGCUUCCUGCCCUACAUUUUCUCCUGGCUCCCUUGGUUCUUCAACACUCGCAAUAGAUCAGAAGUUCAAAACAACUCCACCAACCCCAAAGAAAUAUGUCUCAAGUCCUUCUAUUGGGCCUGGUUCUCCAAGCAGGGAGGAGAGCUGGCUUUCGGGAUUCUCUCGCCAUGUGUCCUUAUCCUCCCAACCUCACGCAACCCCUCGGGCUAAGUCAUCAUCCCCAAAAAAGCACCUUUCCCACAAAAUGCCUUCUCCAGACUCGUUAAGUCCUCUGUCAUCCCCUGUUGUUUCCCACAGAAAAUCAACUGCAUCUCUACGUUUACAGCCUAUGCUGUCUGCCUCUGCCAUGUCUCCUCGUGCCCUGAAACACUCAUCUCCCUGUCCUCCAGAAGAGAUGCUUUAUCCGCUCUCCACAUCCCAAGGACCUCAGAAGUCGCAGAGGGUGCACACUUACUCACCCAUCUUUACCUGCCAGUCGUAUCCUCUACUUGUUUCUCCUGGUCAGAAUGGCAUGGUCUCUCCCACUCUGGAGAAGGACUCAUCUCCCUCCCCAAGUCUUUCACCUUCGACUUCCAGAUCUAAAUCAAAUUCAUCCCACAGGUCUAAUCAAGAGCUGAGUGCCUCCUCUCCUACCUCUUUAAAUAUCUCAAAGCAUUCAUCCUCCUCUCAGCCUGAUACUGCCUCACCUUUUCCUCAGAGUUAUAGUAUUCAUUCCCAGCCACUGCAGCUUACUUCCUCAUCAAGACGCACAAAUUAUAGAUCUAAUUCCUACUCUCCAAGUCCCAAGCAGUCUGUCACCUCACCAGUACUAAAGUGCAGGUCUCCUGUCUCAGACAACUCACCAUGCACACUGCUAUCAAGACCCAGAGAGCUGACUUCACCACAAUCCUUUUCCCUGCCUUCUGACAAUGAGAACAUCAAACCCAAGCAGUACAAGAUCAAGACAAGCUACAAGGCAUUUGCAGCAAUCCCUACAAACACAUUACUAAUGGAACAGAAGGCAUUAGAUGAGCCAUCCAAGCCUGCUGAGACUAAAGGCGUUACUUUGGACACUCAUUCAGAGAUGUGCUCCCCUGCCCAACUCCGACAACAAACAGAAGAGUUGUGUGCUGUCAUUGAUCAGGUCCUACAGGAUCCAUUGCCCAUGCGCCGAUGUGAAUCCUCUCCAAGUUUCUUGCAGACCACCAUGGAGUCAGAUGUUGGCAAGAUGUCAACAACUCURCAGAGAGCAGCCGGACGUGAAACCAGAUAUGCCAGUCUUUACAAAUCAGCACCAAUGGUGACAGAAAGCCAGACGGUCAAGACAAAACCUGGUGUCAUUCGUCCAGUACUGGUGAAAACACUGAAAAAGGAAGAGCCCUAUCAACCAAACCCUUUUAAAAAGUAUCUUGAAGAAAUCAGUGAUCAAGAUACUGAGCAGCCCAGUCAUCCCAUAGUGCCUAUUCCAGAAAAUGAAACGCUCAGUUCUGAGGAGGUAAUCCGUUGA
Molecule: messenger RNA, 2745 nt
Organism: Nothoprocta perdicaria
Lineage: Eukaryota; Metazoa; Chordata; Aves; Tinamiformes; Tinamidae
Gene: MLIP
Product: muscular LMNA interacting protein
Exons: 12
Coding region: 1-2745 (914 amino acids)
Biological process (GO): negative regulation of transcription by RNA polymerase II
Cellular component (GO): sarcolemma; PML body; nuclear envelope
Molecular function (GO): lamin binding; transcription corepressor activity
Source: RefSeq, a predicted model, not a curated record